AUGCUUGUAAACCUUGCGAAACCCGACCAAUUCGUUCGUCCCACAAACAGAGUGCGAGAAUGGUCACGAACGGCUAGUCCCAGCAAUGGAGAUUAUUGCGUCAAACGCAGGGAGCGCCAUUUGGGCUCGGAACCACAUAAGCAGAGAACUCUGUCGGUUGAUUGGAUUCCUCCAUCCGAUUCAAAACAAAACCGACUAUCUAAUGGUAUAUUCUGUGAGUCUUUGAGUCAUCCCAAGUCCAGCCGACUAAUAAGCCACAGUUGUACGGAUAUCCCUGUUUUGUGGAAGGGGCGAUGCCUGUCAUCCAAACAAUUUGCUGACAAAAGCGAACUCUAUGGUUCUAGUCAGCCGGAAAGUCAAAGCUCAGCAAGCUGUUCUAUUGGUGCCGACCAUGACAGACCCGUAACCAAACAACGGCUGCCCAGGAUCGUUAAUGCAGUUCAAAAUUUAGACAAUCUUCAACAUAAUACGAUUCCUGUCUGUGUUGAAACGGAAAGUUUGAGACAAUUCUAUGAGUCUCGAUUUACAAGAGUUCUUGUGUCACCUGUUCCUGUCAGUCUGUACACUAAGCAGACUGAAUCUGGUUUAGGUGUGAGUACAGACCAUGCAGAAUGGAUUUGUGUAAAGCUCGGCUUGCUCACUUAUCUUAUUUGUCACGAUCCAGUGAAACCGUCGGCUGUCAAGGCAGUAGACGUGCAGUUGUGUGACCCUUUCACCUAUGCAUCCAUUUGGAUUGGUACGAUUGAUCUGUCUAGGUUUCCCGACCGCAAGCCCUUAACACACCAAACGGCACCAAACUUUGGGCAACAUGCUGCAACCUUGUACGAUGUAACGCAGUUUCAUUCGCAAAUGGUCGAGCAUACCUUUGUGUGUAAAGUCGUCAGGGAGAGAACACUGAUGCACAUACGAAAAAACAAGGUCUGGAUGAAAAACAAAUAUCUGUCAUCGGAUCUAACGGACUAUCAAGUGCACAAACUACGAUUUCAGAUUUCACGGAACCAAAUCGCCACGAAACGAUUGGUGGAUAAUCUUGGAUCCAAAGUACAGCAGUGUUUGGCGAAGGCGAUGAGACGCAAAGCAAAUUUACAAGAACAAAACAUACUACUCGCAUGCCUCCCCAUCAGUAGUAUCACCGUUACACCUGUAAGAGCAAACGUAACGCUUAAAGCCCUUUUUCGCACCUCGAAGCUGGACACGGAAAGAGAGUGUCUUGCUCCUCUAACUCCUCGGUCGGAGCUUCCUGGGAGGAACACGCUAGUUCCUCGGGCUCAUCUGAUGGACCCAGAAGCAACUGAUCAGUCUUCACGAUUGUAUCCGGACCAAUCUGACUUGGGGUUGGAGGUAGAACGUCUUCCGCGACAGUGA
Opisthorchis viverrini is the source of this 1365-nucleotide messenger RNA. RefSeq lists its product as hypothetical. The record is from RefSeq and is a predicted model, not a curated record. The coding region runs from base 1 to 1365 and encodes 454 amino acids. Lineage: Eukaryota; Metazoa; Platyhelminthes; Trematoda; Opisthorchiida; Opisthorchiidae. The transcript has 3 exons.